UUUACAGAAACAGGCUGUGAGAACCUGUCCCCCACAGCUGCCUUCCAAGCCAUUUCUGAAAAAAUCUCUAACAUUUUCCUACCUAGCAUUCCCUUUUUAUAGGGACUUGAAUUAAUUUCUCAUUUCCUUUUUUCCACAUCUGGUUUUGUAAUAGUUUUGUUACCUUUUUCUGGCACAGGGAAGCUGGCAGAGACCAGGACAAGAGAGUUGUGCCCUCUUUGGAUUCAUGUUUUGCACUUACAUCUGUUCUCUCCUCACAGAACAAGCCCUGUUGUCAGUGUUAAAUUUUUUGCACUUUUGCACUGUACAGAUGCAGUGUCGUGUUUAUAAAGCAGUGAUAAAGGUGUUGGUUAGUGCAGAGAACAGGCUCUAGUGAAUAAUCUACAAAAGGAUGGAGGAUAAUGUGCUUUUUCAGAAGUCACACCAUUGACAUGUAGGUUCUUCUCCAUCAGGAACUUGUAGGAAGAUUUUUUGAUCUGGAGGAAUCCCUAGAGACGUUCUGGUGUGGCUGCCAGAAAAACACUGCAGAAAUUCUUCCCUCUUGCAGUGUUUGGUCUGAUUUGACUGAAGUUUGAUCACUAACACUCAGAUCUUUGGCUGCAGCUUCCACAAAUGGAGAAGAAGGUUCUCUCUUUCAUUCUUACUGCUCCUGCUUUGUACCAUUUGCUGAUCCAGGUUUGCUUGAAGGGCACAGCUGGGCUAUGCAUUUGGCAUCUCAGUGAACAGAUCCUUCUGAAGAACCAGCUUGUGAAACAGCUGAGGUCCCUGGAGAGAAAACAUGCUCUGCUGAAUGUGAAUGAAGUGUGGAAGAAUGAACUGUUGGAAGUGCCCACUCUGUCUGUAAAUCCUCUGAGUGACUCUUCCCAGACCACCUUACCCUUCCUUCCUGCUACUCCUCCAGGAUCCUGCUCCUCACCCACCCCCAAGGUGAGGGUGGCAGAGCUGGUGGUGGAGAGAAUGCAGCAGUUCAAGAGGGUGGCACCCGAGCAGCUGAAGCUCAGCUCGGAUGGGAGCGUGCCAAAGGCUGCAGCCAGCUGGGAUUUCCCUGCCAGGAGCCAGGAGCAGGAGCCUCCUGAGGAUGAUACCCAGCAGCUCCCAUCCCUGGAACAGGACAGUGCCCUGGCUUUGGCUCUCCAGCAGGAAUGCAAGGAGGGAGCCCUGGCAAGCCUGGAGGAUGCAGGUUUGUUCUUCUGUCAGAUCUGCCAGAAGGAUCUCACAGCCAUGAACAGCCUGCGGCGAGAGCAGCACGUCAACAGGUGUCUGGAUGAGAUGGAAGAAGCCCAGGUGUCAUCCUGCAGCAAACCAGUGGUCCCUGAGUGUCCCAUCUGUGGGAAGCAGUUCCAAACCCCCCAGAGCAGAGUCAGCCACCUGAAACGCUGUGCUGUGGAGAUGGAGGUGCCUCCUAACCUGCUGCUCCAGGCUGUGCAGCUGCAGGUGGCCACUCUUGGUGAUGCAGCUCUUCAGUGUCCCAGCAAUCAGCCCAGCAGGGCAAAGAGGAAAGGCCCCUCCAACGAGGACCUGAGGAAAACACAGAAGAGGGCCAAAAUGGAGCCUAAGGAUGAAGAUCUGCAGGUUGCCAUGGCAAUGUCACGCUCUCUGUUGGAGCAAGAAAAGCAGGAACAAGCAAAAUCAGUUACAAAUGUGAAAGCAGUGGCUGCUUUCCCAAUCAAAUGGAAGCCAGGAUCAGAGAAAAAGAGGCGUAGGAAAGGCACCAGUGCCCCUCCACCUCUGCUGCUCCAGGACCCAGAGAAGGUCCACAAGAGGAUCCAGGAGAGAGUAGCCAUGAUGCUGACAGAAGAGGUGGAGUUCCCUCCCACCCCUCAGCUGCCCAUCAGUAGGAUUCUGGAGGAUGACUCUGGAGCAGCAGCCUGGCUCAUGCCAUUGUGCAAAGCCAAGAAAUGCUUUUUGUGGAACAUCAGUGCUCUGACAGGCCCCUGUGACCCUGAAUCAUUCUACACUGCAGCCUUGAGCCCUCCAAUUGAACCCUGGAAGCCUGUGCAGAAUAAGCCAGAGAACCUUCAGCCAUCAGUGGGAUCUCAUCAGCCACAAAUAUCCCAGCAAACUCAGCCUGACCUCAGUUCUCAGGAAACCACUUGCACAAAGGUUGGAGGCCAAACUUCUGAUGGAUCCAAGCCAGUUCCUGAAGGAGAUGGGCAGCUUUUGUCCCCAAGCCAGGACAUUCAGACCCUGCAGGACCUGGUGGACUUGGCCAGGGAAGGACUCACCCUUACCCAGUGGAACCUUGACAGUGGCCGGGGUCAGGCAGCAGAGCAGCCAGGAGAAGAACUGACUUCCAGUGAUCCCCCACUUAGUGGCUUUGUGCCCCCAUCCAAGAAGAAGAGUCUCCUCAGGAGCAGCACUAAAAAAUCCUCUCUGGGGCUGCUGGCUCAAGAUUUUGGUGCCAUGGUCAACAACCCCCACCUGAGUGAUGUGCAGUUCCAGGUGGACAGCGGCGAGGUUCUCUACGCUCACCUGUUCGUGCUGUACGCGCGGUGCCCGGCGGCGGCCCAGGCUGUGCACAGCGAGGGGCUGCUGGUGGAGGAGGAGUUUGGUGUGAGGGAACUGAUGGCAGAGUGUGAAAGCAGCACUGGAGAGAGCCAGGUGUCCUCUGGAGGGGAUUCAGAAGAUGAUCUUAUCUCUGUGAGGGAUGAUGAAGAUUGUGAGGACAGAGCUGAGAACUUCCAAGACCUCUUGAAGUCAGUGUGGGUGGGUGAAGAUGAGGAAGAAGCAGCUAUGCUGAGCCCUGAGUGCCAGAAGGAAGAUGACAGUGAGGUGGGAGAGCAAGAGCUGGAGGAAAUCUAUGAGUUUGCUGCAACUCAGAGGAAGAUGGCUCAGGGUGAAAGAGAGGUGAGCGAGGGAACAGACUGCAGCAUGUGCAGUGACACUGAGGCAGUCCAGGGUACAAACCAGCAAACUGGGCAGGAAGAGGUAAAGAGACCUGAAUCUGCCUCAGUAAGCAACAGCCUCGAAGAUCUGAGGGAUGGCAACGGUGAGGAAAGAUCUAAAUGUGACUUGUCUGUCCAAGAAAAGAUGCAGAAUGUAAAUAGGUGCAAGAGCAUGAAUGAUCCACAGACCUCUAUUGUGCCUCACCACAGUGAACCUCAGAAAUGGGAUGGAACCUCCCAUGGUGCUAAUGAAGGAGUGGCUGUUGAGGGAUGUGAGGAUGUGAAGGAUUCCAGGUCACCUCAGGUCUCACAUGACAAGGCAGAUCACUGUGAAGAGCACUUUCCUGCUUUCCAGGGUGACACUGAUAUCAAUGACAGCUAUGAACAUUUGUUUUCUGCCUCUCAGGGGUAUCACUGUGAACCUUCCCCGGUGAAAGAAGUUACCAAAGAAUCAGGAAAGUCCCCUAGUGAAAAACAUGUUGGUCUUAAUGAUUCACUUGUGUUCAGCAAGUCACAAAAAGACUUCUCUCCAUGUAAGAAUGGAUUUUGUAGGAGUCCAACUCCCCAGCCUUGUGUGUCCCUUUUUCCUGCUCUUGGCUCUUCACCUGCAUCUCCAAAAUCAGAGAGAAAGUUUGCCAGGGAACAUGUGUCAACACCAAAGCAAAACAAAAAGGAAAAAUCAUUCCCAUCUGAUGAAAUACACUCCCAGAAAGCCAAGGAGCUGGGUGCUGCAUCCAAAAAUGAGAUCACAGUUUCUCCAGCAGAGCUUCCUCACAGUGAAUCCAACAAGCACACGCAUGUCCCAGUGUUGUCAUCACCAGGCAGGACUCAGGGGGCUGCAGCUCACAGAAUCAAGAAGGGUUAUGUUAUUGUUUUAUCUUCUUCUGAUGAUGAUGAAAUGGAGUUAGAACAAGGCAAGAAGUUGCCAGAGUCUGACUCUGCUCUGAAGGAAAUGGAAGUCCCUGGGCACCUGAAGUGUACAGACAUGGAACAAGGUCCUGAGAUACCAAAACCUGCCCAUAACUCAUCCGUCCCCGAAACAGAGCAGAGAUCAGCCCAGGUCUCAUGUGGCAAUACAGACACAGUGUGUGUAAUUGGUGAUGUAAAGGUGUGCCCUGAAUUUCCUCUCAGCAGACAAACAGGUGCUUGUACAGAGAUCAAACAGAGUCCAAACUUGAGCCCUGGGAAGAGGCUCAGUAAUGAAAUGUCUCCAGGCACAGACAGCUCCUGGCUUGUGCCAGGAACACCAGUUCUGAGCAAAAGCAGAAGCUUCUCAACACAGACUCUGGUCACAAGUAUUAAUUCUUUAAAGGGUUCAGGAUCUAAACUCAGCACAAGGAACUUUGCAGCAGGUUAUAAUGACCAUGAAGUGGCUGGAAAUUUAAUAAAAGUUCAUGAAACAACAUUGUCAGACAAACAUUUGCCUGUGGAGGACUUGGCCAAUGGAAGAAGCCCACCCAGCAGCCCAGCAGCAGAAUCCUCUUCCAAGAACCCCCUUCCAGUUUCUCCAGCAGCUCCAGUUCUCCUCUCCCCUGGCCACACCAGCAGGGAAGGCAAAUGUGCCAACAUCUCAGGUUUACCCACACUGGUGCCUCCGUGCCAGGAGCAGCCACUGGAAGAUAAAAUCAACGUCAGUGUGGUUGAGCUGGAGGACAGUGACAGGGAAGUCAGCCUGCCUUCCCUGGGCAGCAGUGUCCUGCUGUGUGAGGAGCCCCCAAUCCCUGUGGAUGACUGCUGGCACCUUGGGUAUGUGUCCCCAGCCAGAGGUGACAGCCACAGCUCUGGCCAGGUCAGCCCUGCAAAGAGCAGCACGGGCAGCAGCCCCAGGCCUGGCUCCUGGCAGGAGCAGGGGGAGAGCCCAGUGCAGGUGCAGGGAAUCCAGGGCAGCACCCCUGUCCAAGGAGGUCCUGCUGGCAGGAGAAGAACCUUGCAGUGCCCUGAGAAGAGCCCUAUUGAGCCAUGCUCCUCAGUGGGCAGCAGAGCCAGUUACCUGGACUCCAAAAUCUGGGAUGACUGGAAUGGAGAAGAGAAGGAAGAUGAACUUCCAGAGAUUCUUCCUCUGUCUCAGAGGUUGGCAGCUGCAGCAGGGGCUGGUCAGACAGAUCCUGUCAAGACUCCUGAACCUUCCUGUCAGGAGAACAACAGGUCCCCCAGCACUCCAGUGACACCCAUGCCAGCUUAUUCCAUCAUGGAGACCCCGCAGCUGAAGAAGGAGCUGAGCAGAUUCGGGGUCCGUGCUCUCCCAAAGCGCCAGAUGGUGUUGAAGCUGAAGGAGAUAUUCCAGUACACUCACCAGGAUGGCGACUCUGACUUUGAGGAUGAGAUCUCCUAUUCCCAGCCCCUGCCCCAGAAGUCCCCAAGGCAGCCCAAGGCAGGCAGGGCUGGGGGCAGGAACCGUGCCGGUGCCCUGAGGGCUGGGGGCAAGAGAAAGCAGCUUGCCAAGGGUGAUGGUGCCCAUGCAACAGGCUGUGCCCCACCCAAGGACAGAACCAAAGUGACACAUCACCCAGAAGGAGCCAAAGAGCAGGAAGGGCCAUCUGAGUCCCUGGCAGCUGAUGGUGAGGAGCUCCCAGCAUCCCAGGAGUCGGCACGUUCUUCGCUGGAUGGGAGUGACAUCUCCUUUGGUUCACAGAGCGCCUUUGUGAAUGGAUUUGAAACCUGUGCUUUUACAUCUGAGGAGGAGGAAGAGGAGUUUCCAGCAUCUCAAGCAGCAGCUCGGGAGGAGGAGAAGCUGGAGGCAGUCAGGUGCUACAUCCGCUCAAACACGGCCCUGUACAACAGGAUUCUGUUCUACGAGCCCAUCGAGCUGGCUGAUCUGCACGCAGAGCUCAAACAGAAUGGCAUUAAAAUCUCCAAGGCAAAGCUGCUGGACUUCCUGGAUUCUCAGUGCAUCACAACCACCAUGGCCAGAGCCCGGAAAGAGCAGGUGCAGAAAAGGAAGGAGAGCAGGAAACAGAGGAGGAGAUACCGAGUGAAGCCCAGCCCGACCUGCUGAACCUCCUGCCCGUGGAUUGCUGCCCAGCUGGAAAGCCCCGUUCAUUCCCAGCUGGUGGAGCACUGCUGCUCCUGGUGGCCUGAUCCCAGGUGACAUCCUGGAGAACUCCCAUUGCCAGCCCUCUGCUCUGAUUGCACAAAUGCCCCAUGGCUGCCCUGCCUUCAGCACACAGCUCACCUGCAACCUCUUUUCACUCAGUUUGGCUCUUGUGCCUUUUCUUUCUGUUUUUCCAAUAGAUCUUAGGUCCCCAACUUCUCUUUGUGCUGGUGCUUCCCUCAGUGCCAGGACCUGUUCCCUGGAUUUGGGCUGAGAAAUUCUUCGCCUUUCACAUUCCAGGAUUCAGUCCACUCUAUCAAGUGCUGCCUGUUUACACUCCUGUGACUUCCAUCUUCACUUCUUCAGCACAGUUUGCACUGCUGAUUUUUAAGGCACGGAAUGCUGUGGAAAUACAUAAAAGGCUUUUCUUCUUGCUUCACUUGGCCAUCUCUACUAAAACUCCUAAAUCUGUGUUUCUGAAAUGGCUGCAGAACAGGGCAGGGGUUUGUUCUGUUCCCUUGGUGACACCUCCCAAAAGUGCCCCUGAUACCUCAUGUCAUGGGAGAGCCCCCAGCAGGGAUGUCUUUAAGGAAAUAUGUAAGCAGUUUUGAGCACUGGAACUCUUCAGCACUUCUCACAGCUUGAGCUAAAUCCACUGCCUGGAUUAGUCCCAUUACCAAACUGGACUGGUCCCAGUUGUAAAGUGUCUGGGACUCCUGGAGAAGUCUUGGACCCUAAAUUGUUGUAUUUUAUAUAUUGAAUAUUUACCUUCAAAACAACAACUGACUUCUGUCUGUUCUGGCAGUUCUGAGUGUGCAAAGGCUCACUGAAAAAUAGGGACAGAACACAAAAAGAGGGCAGAUUUCUAGAUAUCUUUGUGUAUGUUGGACAUAAUUUUUUUAUACAGAAUUUGAUUUUGAUUUAUAUUAUAUACAAUAAACAAUUUAAAUCCUGUCCAUUCUCAUAUGGAACAGUAAGCAAACACAG
This is a messenger RNA of Zonotrichia albicollis (white-throated sparrow), 6903 nucleotides long. The record is from RefSeq and is a predicted model, not a curated record. NCBI's taxonomy places the organism in Eukaryota, Metazoa, Chordata, Aves, Passeriformes, Passerellidae.